Lotus japonicus is the source of this 8231-nucleotide messenger RNA. RefSeq names its product protein PNS1-like. The coding region runs from base 181 to 1593 and encodes 470 amino acids. The record is from RefSeq and is a predicted model, not a curated record. Gene Ontology annotation, molecular function: transmembrane transporter activity. Lineage: Eukaryota; Viridiplantae; Streptophyta; Magnoliopsida; Fabales; Fabaceae. The transcript has 3 exons. Gene Ontology annotation, cellular component: membrane. Gene Ontology annotation, biological process: transmembrane transport.
UUCAAGGAAGAUCACAAGACUUGGGCCAUAUUUUAAAGUUUCUGACAUGUAAAAUUGAGAAUUCUCCAUCUGGGUUGGCUCAUUCGUGGGGACCAAGAAAGUGAAAGAAAAUCAAAGAAACUCUUUGGGAAUGAAAAUCUAACUGCAUUUCAAAAUUCAAAUACAAUAGCGUGAACAAUAAUGGCUAUGAUGAACAACUUCAACAUCACAACACAACCACAGCUCCUCCAAGUUCAAGUUCAACAACACAGUCUUCCAUCCAAUCACCCCAUCAAGUCAAUUUGGUCAUAUCAGGCACAAGAUUCAAUCUUUCCUAACAAAACAACAGUGGCGGGACAAAUAGUGAGAAGGGUCUUCCAGAUUCUGUUCUACUUGCAUCUGGUCCUGAUUUCAGUUUUGGUGAUUCUCCUCACCAUCUAUGGUCUUGUCUCAGAUUCUCACACCCACCAUUUUCAUCCUAGGAAGUGGUACCCUCCACUUCUAGCAUCAACAGUAUGUGCUGGAAUUCUUGGUUUUACAUGGCAAUGGAUCAUUUCCUGCCACCCCACAAAGGCAUUCAAGGUAGCAUUUUGGCUGAGUCCCCUGCUAACAUGUGCAAUGGGAAUUCUGUUUGUGUGUAUUGGCUCACCAGUGAGUCUUUCAGCUGGUGUGAUUGCUUUGGUUUUUGCAGUUAUUCAAUCGUUAUACGGUUGUUGGGUCAGUCCACGAUUCGAAUACGCCACCAGAAUCUUGUCAGUUUCAAUAGCUUCUCCUCCUGAAAAAACCCAAGGGUUAACCCUUUCAUCAAUCCUCAUUAGUGUCCUUCUCUGCUUUUUUCUUGUGGCCGGGAUCGGAGGCGCUAGAGCUCUUGAAAACAGAACCAAACUAGCACCCCUUUUCAUCUUAGUGAUCCUGCUGAGCCUGGGAUGGAGUAUGCAGUUUCUUAAGAAUGCAAUGCAAGUCACAAUUUCAAGGGUCAAGUACGUGCAUUUUGCUGGAGGAGCUGCUGAAAUUGAUACAAGAGUGGCAAUUUGUGACACAAUCAAGUACUUAACUGGAAGUGUUUGCAUUGGAUCCAUCCUUGUCCCGAUCUUCGGACUCUUCCGGGGCUUCGCGCGAUCAAUGAGUCUGAUUGGAGGGCACACAGAUGAGUUCAUGUUCUCCUGUGUUAGUUGCUACAUGGGGAUUGCAUCUGUCCUUGUGAACUUUGGGAACAGGUGGGGUUUUGUGCAUGUUGGAGUUUACAACAAGGGGUUUGUGCAGGCUUCUUCUGAUGUUUGGGAAAUGUUCAAUAGAGUUGGAUUGGAGCAACUGAUAGACUUAGAUCUCACUGGAGUGUUCUGUUUCUUUAGUGGGGUUGCUGCAGGUGCAAUUUGUAGUCUGGUGAGUGGAAUUUGGAGCCUUGCAAUGCAUAAGAGCUAUGCAAUUGAAGUAUCCAUUUAUGGUUUCCUCAUUGGCUAUUUCAUGUGUCGGUUGGCGAUUGCGUGGCCACAAGCAUGUGUUUCAGCUUACUAUGUUGCUUACGCAGAGAACCCACAGAGCACUCAAUUUGACUCCACUAUUCCAGUACGCUUGGAGCAGCUUCACAGAUCUCAAGCUUUGCAAAGAUUCUGAACCAAACACUUCAUGAGAUAGUAUGUUUGAUGAUAACAUAGUUGGAAGAACAAUUUUUCAUUGUACAUAGUGAUUUAAUUUUGAUGUAGAUAAACGCAUCAUAGGAUUGAACAUGAACAUGUUUGGUUUCACAUUGAAAUCGUUCACAAUCACUUCUUCUUUAUGAAGGCUACUUCCAGUAGCUAAUUUCAGAAGCACUUCUCCUCCUAAUACAGAAUCCUACAAGUUUCCAAACAUACACCAAAGCAAUACCAGAAUCAGUUAAAUAAAUUGGUCAUGGAGCAUAAUAAUACUAGUAUGUAUACCUAAUAAUACUAGUAUGUAUACCCGUGGAGUAUACUAGCAUAAUAAAUCUCAAGAGAGAUUGAGAAAGAAAGAAAGAAAGAAAGAAAGAAAAAAAGAAAAAAAAGUAAAGAAAAGAAUGGUGAAUGAGAUAGUUGGUAAAAGCAUGAGAGUGAUUUAUCAUUUAUGAUUGGUUUAAAGUGUGAUUGCUUUCUUAGCUUGUUGAGUUUCUUUGCAUAUCUAGAAAAACCAACUUUCUUUGAAACCCGACCUCAUUACAACCCUCAAAGACCUUAGAGAUCCUUGAUUGAACAUGCAAAUUUGACAAAUGUUAAGACAAGUAACAAAAUUGAUUUUUGUAAUUCAGUGUGUGAAUGGAGUGAAACACUUACCUUACUUUAUACAUAAUGAGAUACUGAUAUGUUGAGCGAAUACGUAUUUCUUGGUUCGAAAGGAAUGGAUUGUAUGCUUAUUGAUUUUCAUGAUGAAUAUGCAUUUGUGUUAAUUUGUGUUACUGUUGUGUUAUCUUUUGUGGUCUUCACAUUUUGAUUUUGGAUCAUUCAGUUUGAGAUUUUGAGAAAUCAUGCAAUUUAAGCUUUAUAGAAUUCAGAUUCCAUGCCUCUUGAAUGAAAGUCAAUACCUUUUGUUUGAGGACAAACAAAGUGUUAAGUUGGGGGAGGUGAUAAGUGUUCAUUUUACGUAUGUUUGAAUGUCAUUUUAAGCACUUAUUUGACUUGUAUGUUUGCAUUUUUUAUCAUUAUACUCCCCAAACGAGUUAACUUAGUACGUAUUUAGCUUUAACAUAAAUAUAGUGAAAAUAUCAUUAAUUUCAUGUUCUAACUUGGAGUUUUGAUGUAGGGAAGAAAUUCAAGGAAGAGCCAAGUUGGAAUUAAGAAAAUGAAGAUUUGAAGGCUUGAUGCUUAGCACGAGGAAAUGGUGCUUAGAUCCAUUCUGGCAAAAAGACCAUGGCGCUUAGCGCCAGAAAGUGGCGCUUAGCACCAAAGGCGGUGGAGAAAACCCAAGGGGAAAGUAACAGGGGCGCUUAGCACCAGAAAAUGGUGCUUAGCACCAUUCUGACGGAUUCAACUUUUAUUUAAGGGCCAGAACACGUUUUUGUGGGUAUCUCUCCAUUUCCUCUUCGAAUUUCUCCCAUUUUUGCAGCAAAACAGAGCUAGCGAGUUGGGCUUCAUGGAGGAGAGGUCCCUGGGUCUAGGAUUGACGAAUUGAAGCUCCCGAGCAUGGUGGCGACCGCCGAAGACCGUGACAACCUCUCAGAGGCGAUGGAAAGCUUGGGAAAGCUUCUAUCGCCGUGGAUCCUUCGCCGUUCUUCUAGGUUUCAUCUCUUCUUCCUUAUCCCUUGUAUAUGUUGUUUCUAUUUUUGUAUUUAGCUUGUUGAAACUUGAUUCUUUGAUUUGUUCUAAACUCAUUCAUUGAUGUAAAUGGAAAUAUUUCAUGUAUGGUGUUUCUUUCUAUGCUUCAUGCUUCUAACCUAUCAAUUGAUAAUCAAAAGAGCUCCACUAAUUUAUAAAUAGAUCGGAAGGUUGAUAUGAAUUAGUGCAUGCUUAGUUCAGUGAAGGUAGAACGCCUAUGUCGUAGGUCACAAUUUGUGUGUUAAAGUUUUACUUUCUUCGCUUCAAGUAUUGAUUGGUUUGUGUUAGAUUCCUAUGGACUAGCAUGAUAUCGGGAGAUAAUUGCGGGUCCGGUUCAAGAGAGAAAUCACUCAGUGAACUAGUUGUCUUAGGGUGAUAAUAUCUUGAGUAGGAGCAAUAGUGGAUUUCCACGUGACAGGUGGGGUUCUUAGUUCUAACAGGAGUUUCCGGAGUGACAACGGAGAUUUGCAAACCUAGGGUACCUUGUCUUAGGAUGAAUUGGUCAUUGGGAAUGUCUUUGAGAGAUAACUCGAGCUAUAUUAUUCCUUUUGGAUUUUCUAGAUGGUAAGGGAUUACGUCUAGGAAUUUCAACUGAUAGAUUCACCUAGGCUGGGGAUAGUUGGGUGGAUAGCUCUCGACAUCAUAAAUGAAAUGAACCAUUACAAAAGUGUUUGAGUUGAAAGCAAUUAAAGGAUUAGCUGAAAAUGCAUUCUAAAUAUCUUUUCUUCUUUGUUACCUCAGUAAACCUUCUUUUAUUGUUUUCUUUUAUAUUAAAAAACCAUAAAAACAAUUUAUCAAACAUCUUUUUAUCCGCUCAGAUCGAUAUUUAACUGGUGGAACUGAUGUUCACACAAUCCCGGAGGACGAUAAACCCGUAUCUGCUUUGCUAUGAUUGAAUCAUAAGGGUUUAGUUCCAAAGCAGUACAAACAAUGUGGAAAAAACCUUUAUCAAAUUUGGCGCCGUUGCCGGGGUUUGUGUUUGUAAUGUUGGUGAAACUAGUCGAAUGUUGAUUUGAGUUGUAUAUAGUGUAAAUAUUCCAUGUUUUGCUCUUGUGUGUCAAUAUCACUGAUUUGUUCUUGUUCUUAAUGCUUGUUGUAGCAUGAUCAAUUACAACAUGAUCUGAGGUUUAAAAUUCUUUGAAUCAGACUUAGAAUGAAUCAAUUAAUGAAUUUAAUCUCAAUUAGGUUCAUUAGUCAAGAAUUGAUGAUUUGACGCAUAAGAUGUUAUAUAUAGGUGAGUUGUGCAUCUUUGUUGGGUUGUUGUUCUUGUUUUCAAUUCCCUAAGGAUUCCUUACUUUUGGUUCUUAAAUAAUCUUUGCAAGUUUCAAUGAUGAAGUUCUUCUUUGGAGUUAUGUAAAUCAAGAUAGAACCAUGAAGUUUUGGAAACCAUGAGUUUUGGUGUGUUUGUUUUCUAUGCUUUUGUGACCUUUCUCUUUUGACUUGUAGCAUAAGUGAUUUUGUGAAGUUGUGCUUAAAGAUGAGUUUUCAUGAGUUUCACAAGUCUUAUUUAACAUAUUGAGAUUGUUCAAUGAUUUUGGAAGUAAGAAAUGUCAUGAAAUCAAAUUUCAGGGGUUUGACUUGCUGGAAUAUGCAUGUAGAAGUGAAAGGAAUUAGACUAUGUGGUUUUAAUAAUAAAAAUCUGCGUUUGAGACUUCUAGCAGAACCAAAAUAUCAUUUUUCAUGCAUAUAGAAUGGUGGAAAACAAGGAUAGUAAGUAUUGCAAAUUUUGAGGCAUGUAGUUGUGCGUUUCCAAGUGAAAAACAAGUCCCCCUAUGUGGCUUCUCUGCAUAGCUGUGAAAAGUUGCUUCCAAAUUCUCUUGUACAAACUCAUUUUUGUGUUUGAGUGUGGUUCUUCAAGUAUUAGAUUAGUUUUUAAGUUGACCUCUUUAAUAUUGUAGUGAAAAGGUACGAAAACUCCUCAGUGUGUGAAUUCUUGAUCGUGAAUUGUGAUUUUGAGUAAACAUGGUCAAUUGUGUGUCCUGAGGCUCUCCACAAGCUCUAAAUGGUAUAAAUGAAUGAUUUUGAGGCCUACCAAGAAAGAAAAGUGAGAAAUGCAAAAAAUAAGGUAUUGAGUUGUGAAUGUGCUUGGAAAUUGCAUUUGAAGUGGUCUAGUGUGUAGUAUGUUGAACCUUGGGAAAAUUGUGCUUGAAAUGCUAAUUUUAAUGUUUACACAAGUUUCAUAUGGUAUAUACAUGUGUUCGACCCAAUUGACAUGUGCUAAAAGUGAGAAAAUCAAAUUUUGGCCUAUUUAGUUGUGAUUUAGAAAGCUUAUAAAGUUUGGUAAAUUCGAUCUUUGAAACUUGUGAUUGUGAAUUGAAUUAUGAAAUAUCAAGUUCUCAACAAGUUUUAAUUGAUAAUUGAAGGAUAUUAGUGAGUGAAAGAGGUGAGCAUAUUUGAUAGAACAUGUUUUGAGCUUUAAAGUUGUGAAAUAUGCAUGAUUUGGCUGAGAAAUUAUGCAGAUCUGGUGCCUACUGUCAGAUUGGCGCUUAACGCCAAUAAAUGGUGCUUAGCGCCACCCUAAAAAAACAACAAUGCUCUCAUUUCUUAAAACGAUCAUAACUUCCUCGUUUCUUAUCUGAUUUGAGCAAAUGACCACUCUCUGUAAAGCUCUUUAAGUUUACUUUCAUAUGAACCAGAGUUUAGAUUGUUUCAGUGAAACUUAUGAUUUUGCUCAUUCCAUUUUGUCUCCUAACAUAAAUUGUAAGUGAUUGUCAGCAGUAAUCUUUUGUUACUGGUGUUGCUUGGCCUGAGGACAGUCCAAAUUUUUCGAAGGGGAUCAUUUUUGAAGAAUACAGGAUUGAGCUCGACAUAUCAUCAUGAGGGAGUUCUUUUUCUUUCUUUCUUUUCAUUUGUUUUUAGUUUCUUUAGUAUAGUAGUUUGUGAGUAAUUAACACUUUAUGAUGAAUUUCAUGGAGAAUAUAACUGAUUUCAUUGGGCAUGGUUGAUGAAGCAUUAAUAUAAUUACAUGAUAUGUUUUUAAAUGAGAUUUGAGCUGUUUGAGUCCAUGAUUUAACUGGUGUCAGCGCUCAAAGAUUGCAUAACAUGAUAUGAUUGUAUGAUUCACAUCGAAUUGAUAUGCAUAACAUGAAAUUUUUGAAAAUCAGGGAAUGCUUUGAACCUAAGCCAUGUGAGGGAGUGUGCCUAUACAAUUGUGAGCUGAGAGAAUCAUCACUGUUUUGCAUGAUUGGUUUUGUUUGAGUCUCCGAUCGUCAUUUUUGUAUGUAAUUUCUUGAAAGUGAUCAAGGCAUGUUCUUUCUUUAGUGCUUACAUUGCCACUUAGCCAAAUGACCAUACCCUUUUAUUACGAAAUCAAUUGUUCAACCCCAUUGAGCUUGAAAAGGAAAGAAUUUAGGAUUUAUUUCUUGUUUAUAACCUUGAGCCUAAAAGGAAAACAAUGAUCUCACCUAAGCUGAAUAGGCUAAGAGAGCAUUUGCAAGAUAUGGUUAUAUUCAAGUUGGGGGGAGCUAUUGUUGUGUUCAAGUUGGGGGGAAAGGCAUGUUGGUAAAAAAAAGUUGAAUUCUCAAUCUCUUGUGUAUAUGUAUAUAGUGUGAAUAGCUGUAAAAAAUGUUGUCUCUUCUUAAAAAAAAGAACAAAAAAAAAGGAAGAGAGAUUGAGAAAGAAAGAAAGAAAGGGAAAAAAAAAAGUAAAGAAAAGAAUGGUGAAUGAGAUAGUUGGUAAAAGCAUGAGAGUGAUUUAUCAUUUAUGAUUGGUUUAAAGUGUGAUUGCUUUCUUAGCUUGUUGAGUUUCUUUGCAUAUCUAGAAAAACCAACUUUCUUUGAAACCCGACCUCAUUACAACCCUCAAAGACCUUAGAGAUCCUUGAUUGAACAUGCAAAUUUGACAAAUGUUAAGACAAGUAACAAAAUUGAUUUUUGUAAUUCAGUGUGUGAAUGGAGUGAAACACUUACCUUACUUUAUACAUAAUGAGAUACUGAUAUGUUGAGCGAAUACGUAUUUCUUGGUUCGAAAGGAAUGGAUUGUAUGCUUAUUGAUUUUCAUGAUGAAUAUGCAUUUGUGUUAAUUUGUGUUACUGUUGUGUUAUCUUUUGUGGUCUUCACAUUUUGAUUUUGGAUCAUUCAGUUUGAGAUUUUGAGAAAUCAUGCAAUUUAAGCUUUAUAGAAUUCAGAUUCCAUGCCUCUUGAAUGAAAGUCAAUACCUUUUGUUUGAGGACAAACAAAGUGUUAAGUUGGGGGAGGUGAUAAGUGUUCAUUUUACGUAUGUUUGAAUGUCAUUUUAAGCACUUAUUUGACUUGUAUGUUUGCAUUUUUUAUCAUUAUACUCCCCAAACGAGUUAACUUAGUACGUAUUUAGCUUUAACAUAAAUAUAGUGAAAAUAUCAUUAAUUUCAUGUUCUAACUUGGAGUUUUGAUGUAGGGAAGAAAUUCAAGGAAGAGCCAAGUUGGAAUUAAGAAAAUGAAGAUUUGAAGGCUUGAUGCUUAGCACGAGGAAAUGGUGCUUAGAUCCAUUCUGGCAAAAAGACCAUGGCGCUUAGCGCCAGAAAGUGGCGCUUAGCACCAAAGGCGGUGGAGAAAACCCAAGGGGAAAGUAACAGGGGCGCUUAGCACCAGAAAAUGGCGCUUAGCACCAUUCUGAUGGAUUCAACUUUUAUUUAAGGGCCAGAACACGUUUUUGUGGGUAUCUCUCCAUUUCCUCUUCGAAUUUCUCCCAUUUUUGCAGCAAAACAGAGCUAGGGAGUUGGGCUUCAUGGAGGAGAGGUCCCUGGGUCUAGGAUUGACGAAUUGAAGCUCCGGAGCAUGGUGGCGACCGCCGAAGACCGUGACAACCUCUCGGAGGCGAUGGAAAGCUUGGGAAAGCUUCUAUCGCCGUGGAUCCUUCGCCGUUCUUCUGGGUUUCAUCUCUUCUUCCUUAUCCCUUGUAUAUGUUGUUUCUAUUUUUGUAUUUAGCUUGUUGAAACUUGAUUCUUUGAUUUGUUCUAAACUCAUUCAUUGAUGUAAAUGGAAAUAUUUCAUGUAUGGUGUUUCUUUC